AUGGAUGUAGCAUUUGUAGAACUUAUCGAUGUAAUCAUGGUGAUAUAUCAAUAUGAUAUGACUGCCUAUUCAAAAAGGGCAGAGCACCAUUGCACUCGCUUGGAGAAAAUUUUCAAAAAAGCCUUGGAGUAUGGGAUAUCACUCAACCCAAAGAAAUGUCAUUUUGGUGUUGAGGAAGGUAAUCUCUUAGGGCACAUUGUAUCCAAAGAAGGGGUAAGGAUUGAUCCAGAAAGAGUGGCAGCAAUCAAUGAGGUCCUUAUUCCAAAAAUGGUCAAGGCCAUCCAAUCAUUCCUAGGACAAAUAAACUUCAUCAAAAUAUUUAUAUUGAACUUUGUAGAUAUUGUAAAACCCAUAGUUCAUAUGCUGAAGAAAGGAGCUACAAUGGAUUGGGCUGCUGAUGCAUUGGAUGCAUUUGUUGCCAUUAAAAGGGCAAUCACUGAGGCGCCUGUCCUGAUAUCACCAGACUUCACUAAACCCUUCUUGAUUUUUUCUUUUGCCUCUCUUCACACUGUGGCAGCCGUGUUUCUACAAAAGAAUGCAGAUGGUCACGAGCACCCUAUUGCUUACUAUAGAAAAUCUAUGUCACCCAUGGAGGUAAAGUACGAGAUAAAUGAAAAACAAGCCUACGCAUCGGUGAAAGCAGUCAAACAUUUUCGACCUUAUUCAAUUGGUGCGGAGGUAAUUGCCUACAUCCCUAAUGCAGCAGUGAAAGACAUUUUCAGACAAACUAAAGUGACAGGGAGAAGGUGUAGAUGGAUCAACCAAAUUCAGGAAUUUAGUAUUGAUAUUAAGAUAACACAAGUUGUAAAGGGACAUGGAUUGGCUAAGUUCAUAGCUGAAGCAGACAUGGAAAAGGCUCAGGCUGAAAAGAGGUGUGAGGCGUGCCAGAAGUUUUCAGGGAAAAUGAAAUACCAAGGGGCAUUGCCUCUAAGACCUAUGCAAGUGGAAGAACCUUUCCAGCAAUGGGGCCUGGAUUUCAUUGGAAAGAUAACAUAUCAUUUGAGUGGAGGGAACAGGUGGAUAUUGGUGGCCACUGACUACCUUACUAAAUGGGUAGAGGCAAUCCCUACCAAACAAGCUACUAGUAGGGUGGUGAUUAAGUUUAUGAUGGAGAACAUUAUUACCAGGUUUGGUGUCCUUGCAAGAAUAAUUACUGAUAACUGUAUGUGCUUCAGAUCCGAAGAAUUUAAUACUUUAUGUGAGGAAUACGGCAUUAAGGUAUCACACUCAUCCCCAUACCACCCUCAGGCCAAUGGACAUGCAGAGUCUAGUAAUAAAAACUUUCUUAAGAUCAUUAAGAAAACACUUGGACAUAACAAAAGGGCUUGCGAUUCAAAGUUGAAUUUAGCACUUUGGGCGGAUAGGAUUAUAGUGAAAAGGUCUACAGGAAAGUCUCCAUUCGAGCUAGUGUAUGGUAAACAAGCCAGAAUUCCUCUUGACAACUUGUUGUCGGUCCAUAAAUUCAUGAUUCAAAAGGGAAUUGAUAAUGUUGAUCCUCUACAGGAGAGGUUUGUAUAA
Cryptomeria japonica (Japanese cedar) is the source of this 1518-nucleotide messenger RNA. RefSeq lists its product as uncharacterized. Gene Ontology annotation, molecular function: nucleic acid binding. Bases 1 to 1518 code for a protein of 505 amino acids. Gene Ontology annotation, biological process: DNA integration. NCBI's taxonomy places the organism in Eukaryota, Viridiplantae, Streptophyta, Pinopsida, Cupressales, Cupressaceae. The transcript has 3 exons. The record is from RefSeq and is a predicted model, not a curated record.